Austrofundulus limnaeus is the source of this 4738-nucleotide messenger RNA. It is a transcript of the gene mapk8ip2, whose product is annotated as mitogen-activated protein kinase 8 interacting protein 2. Bases 206 to 4066 code for a protein of 1286 amino acids. Gene Ontology annotation, cellular component: cytoplasm. Gene Ontology annotation, molecular function: JUN kinase binding; MAP kinase scaffold activity. Gene Ontology annotation, biological process: regulation of JNK cascade; JNK cascade. Lineage: Eukaryota; Metazoa; Chordata; Actinopteri; Cyprinodontiformes; Rivulidae. The transcript has 14 exons. The record is from RefSeq and is a predicted model, not a curated record.
UUGAAGGCUUCCGGCCAGGCGGACAUUCGUGGGGCCGCAGAGAUAGAGAGCGAGAGAGAAAGAGAGAGAGAGAGAGAGAGAGAGAGAGAGAGAGACGCACGCGCCACCGAGCGUCCAUCCGUCCUCUGCUCCGUGUCUGUUGAUGGACUGCGCUCCCUCCGUCUGAUUCUGCAGUCUGUCUCUCUGAGUCACUUGUUGUAAGAAGAUGGCGGACAGAGCUGAGAUGUUCUCUCUAUCCACCUUCCAUUCCCUCUCCCCGCCUGGCUGCAGGCCAUCCCAUGACAUUAGCCUGGAGGAGUUUGAUGAUGAAGAUCUCUCUGAAAUCACAGACGACUGUGGGAUUGGACUCAACUACGACUCUGAUCCAUAUGAAAAGGAUUCCCUCAUUCUGGAGAAGAAUGACAUACACCACCCAGUCUGCUCCUUCCAGGAUGACUUCCAAGAGUUUGAGAUGAUUGACGACGAAGAUGAAGAUGAUGAGGAAGAGGAGGACGUUGACCCUGAUGCACCUCCGUCUCCUUCAGCUUCCCCUUCUCUUUCUCCAACUCUUGGAACCGUGAAGAGUAGACCGACGACACUGAACCUUACAGCUGCUGUGUCACAGGAUUCGCUGAACAACAACAGCAGCCUGUCUCCGAAAAAAGGAAGCUGGCAGGAUUCUUUACGCAACCCAGCUUCACAAGGUCGUCUGUCUCCAACCCACUCCUGUUUGGUGGAUGGUAGUCAUGUGACAGGCCAGUGCCCGGCCUCUCCAGUUUCCCAGGCUCCAGGGUCUCAGAGCAAAGGUACUCCACCAAAACAGGCAGGGGAGGGCGGGAACCCCCAGUCUCCUCACAGGCCCCUCCUCUGUGACGUGGAGGGCAACAGGCGGGAGAGGCCCGAAUACGGCUCAUUUGGUCACCACAGGUCUCACCCAGGCUCCACUGAUUUUACUGAACCAAAGACAGACCCUUCAAUCCAGACAGCCAGGGUACCCUCCUUAGACGAGCACUCCCAGUGUUCAGACACCGAGGUGGAUCAUGACCUCAACAGCGACCAUAAUCACAAACACUCAAACCGGCGCCCCACAGACACCUACACAAUCACCAGCGAGUCAGGAAUGGAGCAAGAAAAUGAUCUCGACCCAGAUGGAACCAGUCAUUGUUUGUCAUCCACGGCACCCAUGGGAGCUAACGAUGGGGCUGAUACACCCUUGUCUGAUGAAGAGUUGGAAAAGGACUUUGAAGUAGAGUUUAUGUGUAAGGAGACAUAUGAUAUUGUGUGCAAGGAAAACCAGCUGUCAUAUGUGGAAUUCCCCUCCAUUGAACCCCAUGAGACUGCACUGUUCUCCAGCUACCAAUCAUCAAGCCGCUCAGAAGCUCUCGACCAGUCCAACAGUUCAGAAGCUCUAUCGCUUUCUGCCACAGUUGCAGGAGCUAAUGAUUCCACCUCUCCAUCCUCAGACCCCGGGAUAGCAGAUAUGAACCAACAAGGUUAUAUGACCUCAGACCAAGACAAAGACCUCAGUUCUCCAGGCUCUGAUUCGGAUGUUGAAGGGGAGCUAGAGGCAGCGUUUUCUUGUGGAGGACCUGUGGUUUCAAACAUGAUUUCCUCUAUUUCAGAGACAGAAUUAGACUUGACUAGUGAUGAGAGCAGUAGUGGACGCUCCUCUCACCUCACCAACUCUAUCGAAGAGGCCAGCUCACCUACAUCAGACCAGGAACUGGAUCCAGAUACAGAGUUGGAGCAGGACAGUGGAAUAGUUGGACUGAAAGCAUCACUGCUUCUGGGUCAGCCUGACCCGAUUAAAGAAGGUUCUCUGGUACCCUCUCCUUCCCCUCUUCCCUCACCCACUAUUGCCACUCCCUCCCCCAUUGACUCCCCCAUCUUACCCCCUGAGCCCUACGACGACGAUCAAGCUCUGAUGGGAUUGCAGAGUGUUGAUGAUGAGCUGUCUUGUGAACACCAGGCUGAUCCGGACGAAACUCUGCCUCCAACCCAAUGCUGUGAGGACCAUAUGUCCAGACCAAUGGUGCUUGAGAUAGAACCAGACCAUGGUCUAGAGAGCUUUAAGCGCUCCUUCUAUCUCCCAGUGGGGCCCAGGCUAAUGCCAAGUCAGGAUGAUUAUGAUGAAACAAGUGAGGGAGACUCUGAAUCAGAAAGUGAAGAUGAUCUGAGUGAGAACUCUGAUUCUCCCUGGCUUCUAAGUAACUUAGUCAACAGGAUGAUCUCAGAGGGCUCGUAUCCCAUCAGCUGCCCCGAAGAGUGUUUCCAAAGAAAAGCAUCUGUGUCUGAUACCAUCUCACCAUCAUCAGAUAUUGGGGAGGGAGAUAGUUUCAAUGAUGAGGUACAGGAAACUAAAGCAGAUAUGAAGAAAUCGCAGGGAAGAGAUAAGGAAGGUGAAGGCUAUCAGAAAGAGAACGUAGAGCCAACGAGAAGCCAGAAUGAUGAGUCAUCAAAUGAAGGGGCAUUAAUAAGUUCUCAGCCCUAUACGAGCAACCCUGCUGCCGCCAAUUCCCCACUGAUUUUAGAAUGCUGUGCAAAGAAUGAGAGGGGAACUAUAGAUUUAAACCCUGUGUACACUGCAAAAGACUGUGACAAGAACUCCACAGGUAAACAAUCAAAGAAUGCUUGGAGACAAGAGGAUGAGGAGCCCAAUAAUGACUUGAUGAUGCUGGAAGGCAGAAGGGAUUUGGACUCACCCAGCCUUAGUGAGAGUGUGAUCAGUGACAAGGACGAGGGUCGAGAAACAGAGCCCAGGCCAACAAGUCGCUCAACGGCCUCUCUUGAGCGAAUCACAGAGGUCAAACACAGUCUGACACUGGAUAUACCCUCUGCUCAAACCAACCGCUGCUUUAGCCUCACUUACUCCACAGACAAUGACGAAGAAGAGGAGGAGGACGGUGACUCCUAUCCUUUCCUAGGCAGCUUGAGGAAGCAGUCCUAUAAUGAUAGUGAUUUAGAGCUUGACAGCUCGCCACCCAUCGAUUCCAGUGUUCACAAUCAUUCAUUACCUGACCAUGACCUCCCACUGUGUGAGAAAGAUUUGGCUCUACGGCAGCCAAAUGAAGAUGAUGGGCUGGCCUAUGACUCCAUGAAGUACACGUUAGUGGUGGAUGAGAAUACAACACUGGAACUGGUUAGCCUUAGAAGGUGCACCUCAGUUCUGAGUGAUGAAAGCGAGCUUUCAACUCCAUGCGAUGGCGAGACAUUGGGGAUCGAUGAUGUUGACUAUGUUUGCAAAAAUGCGGAGGUUAGGCCAGAUCUUCUCAGCUCGUCUGAAGACUCAUCUCCAGAGGCUGACCUGCCAUUUUCCAAGAAGUUCCUUAAUGUGUUCGUCAACAGCACAUCACGCUCUUCCAGCACAGAAUCUUUUGGACUUUUCUCGUGCACCAUUAAUGGCGAAGAGAGGGACCAGACACACAGGGCAGUUUACAGGUUCAUUCCCAGACAUGCAGAUGAGCUGGAGCUGGACGUGGAUGACCCUUUGUAUGUGGAGGAAGAAGAGGAUGACUACUGGUACAGAGGCUAUAACAUGCGGACAGGAGAGAAAGGGAUCUUCCCCGGCUUUUAUGCUCAGGAGGUCAUCAGCCAGUCGAAAGAGUUGCUUGGUCUGAAAAGAAAUCCAGCAUGGAUUGAGACUUUUAGUGUCCAGUUUUUGGGGUCCGUAGAAGUACCGUACCACCAAGGCAACGGCAUCCUCUGUGCCGCCAUGCAAAAGAUUGCGAUAUCGAGGAAACGGACGGUACACGUGCGACCUCCAUCUCUGUGUGAGUUAGAGAUCAGCUUGCAGGGUGUAAAGUUAAUUAUGAGUCUGGAAGAUGAAUAUGACACCCUCGAUGAGUUUGACAGAUGUAGUCACUUCUUCCAGAUGAAAAACAUCUCAUUCUGCGGAUGCCAUCCGAGGAACAACUGCUACUUUGGCUUCAUCACAAAGCAUCCAAUGCUGAACAGAUUUGCUUGCCAUGUGUUUGUAUCCCAGGAAUCCAUGCGGCCUGUGGCUGAGUGUGUAGGUCGAGCCUUCCAGGAGUACUACCAGGAACAUCUGGAGUACGCCUGCCCCACUGAAGACAUCUAUCUGGAGUAAGACGAGUUCCAAUGACAACACUUUUCCCUCAACAGCUUGUGUACAUUUGUCAAGUUUGCCAGCAGAGGACGCUCUCAGUGUUUUUCUUUUCUUUUUUUUCUCCCAGCGCCAUUGUAAAAUACUUUUCCUUUCCUAUUUAAACAGGGAUUCUCAUUUCUACAAUAUGCUAGCCACCUCACUGAUUAUGGUCGCCUCUUUUUUCUAUGAUCUCAACAGAGUGAUUGCUUCUGUCUUUUAUUUUUUUAUAAUAUUAAACUACAAUGCUGAGCGCCUGUUUAUUUAAACAGUUCCUCUUUUCAAAUGCAAACAUUAAUACCUACUACGGCUGUUUCACUUCUCAAUGCAUGGCUAGUAGGGUUACUGCACAGACACACCAAGAAAUACACAUAUCCAAGUGAAUGACAAGCAAUUCAACAAUCAAAGGGGGAUGGUGUAGAAUCAGGUGGCUGGCAUUUCAGUUACCUGUAAAUAUAUACUUUUUUCAGCACUGACAAGCAGCUAAUUUGCUUACUUUUAAUGAUGGUAUUUGAGUUUACUAAAGAAAGCGAGGGGCCUUUUGUUCAAGCUUCCUCAGUGUCUUGUACAAGACAUAGUGUGUGUUGUAAAUAUGUGUAUAGAAAGUAGAUGUACAUCAGCUUCAUUCAAGCUAAUAAAGACACAGUUGGGACUGAA